Messenger RNA from Halichondria panicea, 3273 nucleotides. RefSeq lists its product as uncharacterized. The record is from RefSeq and is a predicted model, not a curated record. The transcript has 4 exons. Bases 74 to 3130 code for a protein of 1018 amino acids. Lineage: Eukaryota; Metazoa; Porifera; Demospongiae; Suberitida; Halichondriidae.
ACGUCACCAUUAUCGUAAGCUAGGCCAGCUUCAUAAAGUGUUGUGCCAAGAGUAGAUCUGUGCAUAGCGCAUUAUGAUCAGUGUCAUUGCUAAUACUACUAUGAAACCUAGAACAAACUUCUCAACACUAUUUUGUUUGAUACUCGUCAGCAUAAUUUUUGCUCAAGACAUCACUCAGAGUCAGAAUAGAGAAGGCAAUGAGAUUACGUUCAACUGUGAGUCCAUUGGAAACGAGAUUACGAUUGGAGUAGUCAGUCUCCGUGCCGAUGGUUCAUCCGAAACAUCUAUGGAUAUGGAUAGAAACUCACACACAAAGACAUUCACCGUAACUCCAUCAGAUGAGAAGGCUGCUUAUUGUGAAGUUGGUGGUGUGUCCACAGAUUUGGUAUAUUUUGGAGCAAUACCGAUUCUGGAACCAACAAUAACGACAUUUCUUGCAAUUGUCGGACACGAAAUUAUGCUACUAUGUCCUUACGAACGAGGCACAGCAAGUGAUCACAUUCAGCCUUACCAUCAUAUCUGGGUUAAUACAGACAAUUCCAACUUUGCAAUCGAAACAGAGUUUAAUCGAACACUGAAUGCUUCUGUUUUAAAGCAGUCACCUGAUGUUUCUACUUAUACCUGUGCUCUGAGGAUGCAGGAAUGCAGUGUAUGUCAAUCAGUGGUCGAUUAUCCUUCUUUGAUUAGGCCACAAUUUAAACUUACUAAAGUUGUGGUACUUUCAAUUGAUGUUCCUCCUGCUAACCAAUUUGUGUCCGCUGAUUCUUCUGUCACCUUUGAAUGUGCUGCCAAUGGGACGAGUAUAGAGAUUAAAUGGACAUAUAAUGGAGAUAUCUACACUGCUGACGAUGAAAAUGUCACCACCUCUCACGUGGAUUCGGCUUAUGUUCGGAGCAUAUUAAAAAUAUCGUCCCCUAGCAAUGGAAGUGUUAUUUGUAUUGUUCGUCAAUCAUUCGAUGGUACCAUUUCAUCACUGAAUAAUGACGACUUUAACAACACUUUACAAGAACAGAUCAUGAAUUCAACUGCAGAACUUAUAGUAACACAACUAGUAACACCACUAACAACAUCGUCUCCCACAACUAUGCCUACUACCACUGCACCAGCAGUACCAACUGAUAGCCCUCCAUUGAUAAUUGCUUUUGUUUGUCUCGGUAUUGCUGCUCUUAUUGCCGUAACUGUUACUGUGACGGUUGUUGUUGCUUUAACCUGUCACUACCACUACAAAUAUAAGAGAAAUAGUACACUUGGAAGAUUCUUGUCUCGUGCUGUCUCUCGACCUUCUAAUAGAUCUAAUAGAGCCAACCCUGGAGCUGAUUUGCCUUCAAAUGGUGAUGGAAUAGUCUCGAGCUCAGCGUUUCAACCAGCAAGUGAUUACCACGAUUCCACACAUACUGAUAAUCAGCACCAAGAACAGAUUUACAAUGCCUCACAGUUUUCAAAAUCCUCGGGUGGCUCUUACUCAGGUCUUUCUGGGGUCUCAAACCAAGAGCUUGGUGCUGCUCACAAAAUGCCGAAUUAUUGUGCAACAGAGGUAAGUGGUGGCUCCUUCAACGCUCAAAGCUCUAUCACAAAUGAUGGCCUUCUAGCUCCCCCACAUGCAAUUGGCACCAGUCGCUCGCAACGAUCAUCCAAUGUAUCCGACGGCUCAAACCAGUCUCAAUCUAAGGCAGCUGCAAAACCUCGACUUACACAAGAAGUUUUAAGUCAGCAUAUGCAAAAAGCCACCUCAAUCCAAAGUGUUUAUGGUCCUCAGUCAUAUGGUGGAUACCGGAGCUAUCAGCUUCAAAAUAAUUUACCACAACAUCACAGUGAUAAUGGCUUCUUUUCACAUCAACGUCAAUAUACUCAUGACCACAUGAAUCCUCCUCUUAAUCUUUUGCCAACUCACUCUCCCGCUGGUGCUACUGUGGACACCAAUUCCCCUUAUGUCUUGACAAAUGCCCCUUUCCCACAUUGUCAAACUCUGCAAAAUGAGCCAGCACCAUUUCCCAGUGAGCAUACGAAUGAUGAAAAGAGAAUCUCCGAAGAAACAAUUGAAACAGUUUUGAAAUCUUUGAUGCACAACAAACAUUGCCGUAUUCCUAAAUGUCAAUGCUAUAAGAUUCAGGAGCUAUACAAAGAUGCAACUGGCAAACAGGGGCCGAAAAAACAACAUAGUAGUAGUUCUGAAUCAUCCGAUACUGUAUUUGACAAGCGGAAAAAUCUUUACCUUCCACUGUCUCCGAAGAAUAUGUCCGAAGUGAAGGAGUUUCUGCCUCAAGCCAGUCGAGAUGAUCCCAUGUUACACCCUCACUAUCAUCGUGGAAAAAAGACACGCGUACGAAGCUCCAACCCGAGGCCCCCGCUUGAACGUAGGCGAUCCAAGUCUGUUGAUUUGUCACCUCUUGGAGAAUGUUCAGAAUCUUCUACGAAAACACCAAAAGUUGGUGGCAGUUUGAUAGCAGGUACCCCUGUAUGUGGUACACAUACGCUCGAGGAUGCAAUAAGAAUGUCUGAUCAAAAUACUUUUAAAUUUAGUGGUGGGAAAAAUAUGCAACUUUCGUCUUUUCAACCUGCUCCUUUUUCAAAAGACUCUCAAGCUGAUUGCUAUGACCAAGGCUCCAUGUCUGCUGACGAUCUCCCAACCCUCUGUCUGAAUGACUGUCCCUUUGUGAGUACUCCAAGGGAAGAAACCAAGCAUCUCAAACCUCCUCCUGUGAAGCGAUUGUCUUCUGGGAAGCCUGUCCUGUCUCCCAUUGGUGAAAAAAGCAAGGAAGUAGAUACUGAUGAGAGUGAUACAUCCUCACGCUCCGACUCUCCCCCUGAGCUAACCAAGACAUGUUCUUCUGACCAUGAUGCUGAUAGCGCUCGCGGUGGCAGUGUGAGUGACUCCAUAAUGUCUCACGGUCGACUUAUACAUUGGGAGACUAGCCAUGGGCCCACUAGAGAAAUCUCUCAAGGUUAUCAUAGUGAGACUUUGUCAUCUGAAGCUAGUGUUCGCAACUCAUAUAAACUAAAACAAAAAACACACCGAAAUCUGUCAAGCAAGUGUGGGUCUGAUCAUUCUCAACGCUCAACCUCUCCUGCAUACGAGACUGUUGUGACUGUCUCAGACGAUGGUAAUAGGGUACAUACAACAGAAUGUUAAUAGACUUUUUGUAGUGCAUUUGUAUUUUUCCACAAUUAAUUUUAUUGCUGUAUGAUUGUAUUGGUCGUGGUGUGUGCACAUCAUGGUUGGAUGCUGCAUAAUCAUUAUAAACGACCUUUGCCAGUUAACUUCCUCUGCACAUG